Molecule: messenger RNA, 724 nt
Organism: Schistosoma guineensis
Lineage: Eukaryota; Metazoa; Platyhelminthes; Trematoda; Strigeidida; Schistosomatidae
Source: the annotation of a GenBank genome assembly
AGCAAGUCAAACUAUCUGUUCCUAACUUCGAUUUCAAGAUUUUCCUGAUUUGAGGAUUGAUUUAUUGCUCAUUGUCCAUUUUCGUCCUCAAUUUGUAAUAAAAGCAAACAAUAGUUAUGUAAUGUUUGAAAUCUGUCAAUGAAUACUGAAAAUAAAUCCAAGCUAACAUUAUCAAAUUGUGUUUGUGAUAUUUGUCAGUGCUUUAAUAAUAAACUAGAAAAUAAACAAUAUGCUCAUGUUAAAUGUAAAUUGAAUGAUAAAGUUAAAUUAUGGAAUCGUUACGAAGGAAUUGUGAAAUUUAUUGGUCCUAUUCAUUUUAAAAGUAAUGUUAGUGUUAUUCUUGUUGGCAUUGAAUUAGAUUCACAUAUUUCUAGAAUUACAUUAAAUAAUUAUAAUCUCUACUGUGAUCAAAUGAAACGUAUUCUUGUACCAACAACAUUUUUUACAUUAUUAUCACCAGGACAACGUGGUUAUCCACAAAUUAAAGGUUUUAAAAUGAAUCCAAAUUAUAAAUUAAUACAGAAAAAUCGUGAACUUUAUAAAACUAUUGAUCCAAUAUUGUAUCAGUUGAGAUUUCGAAGAUAAAUGGAUAAAAGGUACUCAUAUUGACAGAAAGAGUUUGAUAAAGAUGAAGAAUAUAAUGGAAGGGUCCAAGUGUCAUCUGUUCAAUAUUCCAUACUUUAAUAAUUGAAGCAUUAUAUCAUUAUAAAUGCUAUGAUAUAUA